CUUCGGUGCCGGGGAGCACGCAGAGCCUGCAGCAUUGCAGUGAUACCCAGCAUUCAAGCUCCACACAGCUCCCCUGUGCCAAGUUUGUCUUCAAGAUAACGGCAUCCUGUGCCUAGCUUGGGGAGGAGGAGACAAAUGCACAGAUUUCAGCUCAGAGACAAUUACUCAGUCCCCAAAUGCCAUGCGAUGAAGUUUUGAAGGAAGGAAAACAUGGAAGAGAGGUACCCAAGCAUGGACCGGAAUAAUGAAGAGAUACGUGUAUUAGCUGCAGCCCUUUGAACCACACAAGAAGGAAGUCAACAGUGUGGACAGGGCUGGAAGCGUUACCACACUCGUUUGUUGGACUAAAUGAAGAAUGGGCUUGUGAUUAUGCUGACAUCCCAGCAUGAAUCUGGUGGACCUGUGGUUAACUCGUUCCCUCUCCAUGUGUCUCCUCCUACAAAGUUUUGUUCUUAUGAUACUGUGCUUUCAUUCCGCCAGUAUGUGUCCCAAGGGCUGUCUUUGUUCUUCCUCUGGGGGUUUAAAUGUCACCUGUAGCAAUGCAAAUCUCAAGGAAAUACCUAGAGAUCUUCCUCCUGAAACAGUCUUACUGUAUCUGGACUCCAAUCAGAUCACAUCCAUCCCCAAUGAGAUUUUUAAGGACCUCCAUCAACUAAGAGUUCUCAACCUGUCCAAAAAUGGCAUUGAGUUUAUCGAUGAGCAUGCCUUCAAAGGAGUCGCUGAAACUCUGCAGACUCUGGACUUGUCUGACAACCGGAUUCAGAGCGUGCACAAAAACGCUUUCAAUAACCUGAAGGCCAGGGCCAGGAUUGCCAACAACCCCUGGCACUGCGACUGUACGCUCCAGCAAGUUCUGAGGGGCAUGGUGUCCAAUCACGAGACAGCCCACAAUGUGAUCUGCAAGACCUCCGUGCUGGAUGAACACGCCGGGAGACCAUUCCUCAACGCUGCCAAUGAUGCUGACCUUUGUAACCUCCCUAAAAAAACGACUGAUUAUGCCAUGCUGGUCACUAUGUUUGGCUGGUUCACCAUGGUGAUCUCGUAUGUGGUGUAUUAUGUGAGGCAAAAUCAGGAAGAUGCGCGAAGGCACCUUGAAUACUUGAAAUCCCUGCCGAGCAGGCAAAAGAAAGCCGAUGAACCCGACGAUAUUAGUACAGUGGUGUAGUGUCCGAACUGACUGGCAUGGAAAAAGAAAUCCGUUUGGGAUUGCAGUAGAAUAAGUGGUUUACUUCUCUCAUCCAUUGUAAACGUUUGAAACUUUGUAUCUCAGUUUCUUUUGAAUCAUGCCAUUGAACUUUUAACAAACAUGACAGCAUAAAUCAUUGUCAUUUAGGUGAUCACCCCUCGGUUGUACUCCUGGUGGUAUAUUCCUGAGUCAGCUACUUCUCUGAACCUUAGUUCUAUCCAUCUCAGUAUUUAAUAAUGAAAUUUAUUUUUUUAAUUUGAAACCAAAUAAAAGCCUAAC
Molecule: messenger RNA, 1465 nt
Organism: Physeter macrocephalus (sperm whale)
Lineage: Eukaryota; Metazoa; Chordata; Mammalia; Artiodactyla; Physeteridae
Gene: LRRC3B
Product: leucine rich repeat containing 3B
Exons: 3
Coding region: 386-1165 (259 amino acids)
Cellular component (GO): plasma membrane
Molecular function (GO): protein binding
Source: RefSeq, a predicted model, not a curated record